Messenger RNA from Osmerus eperlanus (European smelt), 2011 nucleotides. RefSeq names its product T-box transcription factor 16 (gene tbx16). The coding region runs from base 224 to 1648 and encodes 474 amino acids. Lineage: Eukaryota; Metazoa; Chordata; Actinopteri; Osmeriformes; Osmeridae. The record is from RefSeq and is a predicted model, not a curated record. Gene Ontology annotation, molecular function: DNA-binding transcription factor activity, RNA polymerase II-specific; RNA polymerase II cis-regulatory region sequence-specific DNA binding. Gene Ontology annotation, biological process: pattern specification process; regulation of transcription by RNA polymerase II; cell fate specification. The transcript has 9 exons. Gene Ontology annotation, cellular component: nucleus.
UGCAACUCUGCAGACGUCUCAGGACACAGUUGUUAGCUCAGCUUUGGACUUACCUCUCUCCGCUCAUGCCAUCGUACUCCAUUGGAAUAUACUGAUUGAUCUCCACAGAUGAGCAGGAUUUAAGGACUGGGAGCCAAAUUGACCUCUGGAUAACAUUGGACCAGUUUGCUGAUUCAUGAUAGUUUGGCAGCACAUCUGUUGUGCUACCAGUGAAACCUGAGAAAUGCAAUCUCUUAGAGACAUGAAGCCCAACUUCAGUGGCCCAGCCCAGCCCCCCUUGUCUGGGGGUCCAGAUGCUUAUCUCCAAGGCAACAUCAGGAUGACCCUGGAGGACUCGGAGCUCUGGAAGUCUUUCAGUGAAAUAGGAACUGAGAUGAUCAUUACCAAACCUGGCAGGAGAAUGUUCCCUCACUGUAAGAUCAGCCUGUCUGGUCUGAUUCCUUGUGCCAAAUACAUCUUAUUGGUGGACAUGGUACCCGAAGAUGGCUUUAGAUAUAAGUGGAACAAGGAGAAGUGGGAGGUAGCAGGGAAGGCUGAGCCUCAGCCCCCCUGCAGGACGUACCUGCACCCAGACUCCCCAGCCCCCGGGAGCCACUGGAUGAAACAGCCCGUGUCCUUCCUCAAACUGAAGCUCACCAACAACACCCUGGACCAGCACGGCCAUAUCAUUUUGCAUUCCAUGCACUGCUAUCACCCUCGGUUCCACAUCGUCCAGGCCGACGACCUGUUCAGCGUUCGCUGGAGCGUUUUCCAGACCUUCAUCUUUCCGGAGACUUCUUUCACCGCCGUCACUGCUUACCAGAACACCAAGAUAACCAAGCUGAAGAUUGACCACAACCCCUUCGCAAAGGGCUUUAGAGAUGAAGGAACCAAUUCGAAAAGACGAGCGAGUAGAAACCCAGCUUGCUCGGAGAAAAAAUCGAAGAAGCCAAACACACAGAGCAGAGACACUGACGAGGACAGUCCUCCAGACUUCCGCCAGUCGUCCUACGACGGCUUCGAGGAAGAGCAGGCCGACCUGUCCAAGAGGAAGGAGGGAGAGGUGAAGGAGGAGCGUUACUCCCCCUGGGCCUCCGAGAGGGAACACGCUCACGGCGGGCGGACCGAGUCCCCCGCGGGCGCAGACACCAGGGACCUGUACAACACGGAGCAGCUCGUCCCAGCCCCGGCCUCCUACCAGCCCUACAGGUUCCACGAGCACGGCAAAUCUCCGUCUCCGCCCUCCAGCGUCGGCAGCAGCAACGGAGGAUCCGUACGCUCCGGCUUCGAGUCCAGGAUCCACGACGUGGCCAGGGUCCCCGAGCACGAGGCCUCCAAGCCCCCGGCCGAGCAGGGGCCCUCUCCCUGCCUCCCCCAGCCCCCCCCGGGCCACCAGGACUACGCUGGGGUCCUCAACAUGGCCAUGGCCCAGACAGCCAAACCCGGGGGGGUCCUGGGCCACCACAUUUACACCCCCUACAGCGCCGAGCAGUCCCUGGGCCAGUGGGGUGGCCCCGGCCCCGCCCAGUACCCCCCCCCUCCUCCUCCUCCUCCUCCUCCUCACCACCUGCCGACCGACUACACCACGCCGGCUGUCCACCACGGCUAUCACCAUGGCAACGUGGCGGAGUGGAGCCAGUACCCUCUCUUCUCCUACUCCUGCUGGUGAGCGCUUCUCCUGGCCGAGGGAGAGUACCUACAGAGACUUGACGAAUGCCCGACCCCUCUCUUCUAACCAGGCCUCGCAGACGACUGCUGGCUGUGCCGUGUUCACUGCUGCUGCGUGAGAAUGAUGCAUGCCCAGGCCAGACUGGGGAGACAGACACUAGAGAGAGAGAGAGAGAGAGAGAGAGAGAGAGAGAGAGAGGAGAGAGAGAGAGGAGAUCUUGGAGCAGGUCUCGUCUUCCUCAGAGAUUCGUUCGUCCGUGCCGUACCGUUACUGCUCACAAUCCAAUGUGUGUUUGUUGAAUUGUCUAUUUAUAUUGUUUUGGGGUUUCAUCUCCUGCUGGUCGUAAAUAUUAUUUUUGUAAAA